CAAUGAGUUUCAUGUACUUUGUAAUGUUAUUAAAUUGAUAUCAACUUUGUGAAAUUAAUUUUUAUUUCUUAAUAAAACAACAAUGAUUCGUGAAAAUUUCUUUUUAAUCCUUGGUUUAAUAUUUAUAAACGUAAAUUUAAGUGAACAAUGGAAGAUAAAUAAUCAGCUAAUGUUAGAGACGUGUUUGGAAAUAGAUCGAGGUAACAACUCGAUUCACAUGGAAGUUUAUAAAGAAAUCGUAAAGAUGGUAUACAUUGUAUGUAAUUCAAAACACUUAAACAGGCUAAAUUCGAAUGAAAAAGAUAUGUGUAAAGAAGUGGAAGGAUUAGAACCAGAGGAUACGACGGACUAUAUGUCGGGUAAUAAUAAAAAGUUUAUGAAUCUGUGUAAAGAUGUAGCAUGUGCUUUGUUUGGAAAGAAUCAAAUUUAUUCAUCAUGUAAUAAUAAAUGUCAAAGAUUAUGCACUAAGCAUGAAAACACAUCGAAUUGUAAAAUAACUUGUGAUCAUGGAUGCGGAUGUCGAGAAAAUGAUUGUUGGGAUGAACAAAUAAAUGAGUGCAGACAAAAUUAAAACAAAGUAGUACGAAAUAAAAAUACUUUAUUAAAGACUUUAUUACGUUGUAACGAACUAAAAGUAUAAGCAUGGCACAACCUGUAAAUAAUAAUAUUU
Molecule: messenger RNA, 670 nt
Organism: Chrysoperla carnea
Lineage: Eukaryota; Metazoa; Arthropoda; Insecta; Neuroptera; Chrysopidae
Exons: 4
Coding region: 83-571 (162 amino acids)
Source: RefSeq, a predicted model, not a curated record